This is a messenger RNA of Drosophila sechellia, 2766 nucleotides long. RefSeq lists its product as uncharacterized. Gene Ontology annotation, cellular component: plasma membrane. The record is from RefSeq and is a predicted model, not a curated record. Gene Ontology annotation, molecular function: protein binding. NCBI's taxonomy places the organism in Eukaryota, Metazoa, Arthropoda, Insecta, Diptera, Drosophilidae. The coding region runs from base 213 to 2546 and encodes 777 amino acids. The transcript is spliced from 6 exons.
GGGCUCUUUCAGAAGAAUCCGAAAGAGAAGCUUUGGGUUUUUGGCUUCUUCAGCCGAAGUUUUUAUCUUUCAGUCGGUUUUUUGGCAGACGAUCGCGCGGAUGCGGCUCAAAAAAAGCGGGUUUCAAAAAUCUUCAAAAACUAACAACAAGUGCAAAGCCUUUUAGCAAUUGACAUUUGGAGGGGCUAUUUGAAAGGUGAGCUCAGGUAAUAAUGGCCGAACAGAAGCAGCUGGAAGCAAUUGCGAAUGAGACCUCAUCAGUCACCGGAUUGAGACGUCAGCCCACCAAAUAUCCCCACGGCCUCAACAUCACGGUGCAGACCAUCGACGAUGAUAAUGAGGGAUCUCCGAAAGAUCACAGUGACUACACCCGUGCCUCCGGCGAAUCGUGCUGGAGUGAGACCCAGAAAUACCACAUUGGAAUGCUGGGGAGUCCCGAAACCCUGGCCGAACUUCAAGUUCGACGGUACAAGUACCCAUUGACGGCUAAUUACUAUUUGAACAGCAAGUUGGAAAGGCCGGAAAAGCCAACACCCUGGAUGCUGUUGGGUUAUGCUCGAAGUGUGUGCAGGUGGAAGUACCUGAGGUGGCCCAUUAUAUUUGUGGCCAGCGUUUUGCUGUUCUUCGGGCUGAUCACCUACUGUCUAUGGCUUCACGAUGUCAGCGUGGCUAGAGCCAAAUUGCUCCAGCGUCGCUAUGAAGCCACUCUAACAUCCACGAGCUUGAGCAGCAACGAGGUCUGGGAUGAGGAAACCACCAGCUCCACCGAAAGGUCGCCCCAGGAAACCACACGACUCGAAGACAUGGAUGACAGCGAUGAGAGCACGGAGCUGCCUGAAAUAGCGUUCGGUGACGAUGGAGACCCAGAGACUGGAGGUGAAGAUGGCGAUGGCGACUACGAUGACACCUUGUUGCCAGCGGACAGUAUUAGAUUCACCUCCGGGCAUCAAAACAGCUUUGGGGUUCCCAUCGAGCAAGACAAGAGAAUGCUGCAGUUGCUCAAAGAAUUACUGCAUAAACCCCAGGCGACUCCCGCUGGUAACGAGCCUACUCUGACCCGGGUGUCCCCCACCCUGCCUCCACCCCUGUCGGUCAGUGGGCGGCCCACAGAGGCGAUGGCCUUGACCACCCCCUCAACGACGAACAGUGGCUGCCAGUCGACCAUGCUGCCCAUGUGCCAGGGAGUGCUCGACUACGAUCUCACCUUCAAUCGGGAGGUUGCGGCACCACGGGAUGCCGUAUCCAUGGCAGCCUACGAGAGCCUCAUCCGGGCCAAUUGCUCCGUCAGGGCGGCUGAGUUCAUUUGUGGCGCCCUGGAACCAGAGUGUCGACCCCUGCAUAUCGGACAGCUGCCUCCUUGUCGGCGCAUCUGCAAGGCCAUUUUGGAAGCCUGUUCCAUAGCGAUUUACAAUUCGGAUGUCCUUGGCGAGCUCUUCGACUGCAACCUAUAUCCCGAUGCCCACGAGAGCCACAAGUGCGAGGAUCCCACAAGGCGACGUGACUAUUGCUACGGAAAUGAGUUCCAAUGCCAUGAUGGGAGUUGCAUUCCCCAGAACUGGCAGUGUGACAAGAUCAAGGAUUGCCAAGGUGGCGAGGAUGAGGAUGAGCAGUGCUUGGUUUGCGAACCGGACGAAUUCCGUUGCCGUUCAAAUGAAAAGUGUCUCGUAGAAAAGUAUCGAUGCGAUCAAAAUAUUGACUGCAUGGAUGGAAGUGAUGAACAAGACUGCGAUGAGUACGGCUCGGGCGAUUUGGCUCCAUUCAAUGAGUCUGAACUGAAUGCCUUUCCAAGGGUAUUCUCCUAUGCUAGUUUCUUAUCACCCAACGAGACGAAUGACAAAGUAUAUACGUACAUUACGGCCAGCACCGAUGAGGACGCGGGCAGGGAAACGAAGUUCCAGAUUCACCAGGUGGCCGCGCCUGCACCUCCAGUGAAUUCCAGUGCAGAGGAAGGCGCUGGAGGUCCUAAAGGAUUUGUAAACUUUCGUGACAGCAAGGAGAUAAUGAUGACCAGUGAUUCGGAGACCAAGUUCAAGUAUUCCCAGAGAGCCAAUCGAACUUCGGUGAAAUUUAGCGUAUCAGCACCCACAACUCCAGCGGCCAGAACAGCAAGUGCGAUUCCCAGUUCAGCUUUGGUUCAGCAGCGCGAAAGAACCACAAGUACCACCACCAGUAGCAUCACCAGUACUCCCAGCAUAACCAGCACCACUUUAAUCCCAAUUAAUGCAGCCACAUCAGAGCCCAAUCCUUACGAAGUGGUAACUUCACCAGGAGGAUGUCCUCCGCAGGAGCUUCGUUGUGUGAGUGGCAAGUGCAUCACUGUCAGUCAAUUGUGCGAUAAGCAAAUUGAUUGUCCCGAUGCUGCCGACGAACUAAUGUGCGUUUAUCGGGAACGCCCAAGUAGGAGGCGCACCACCUCGACCACUGCACCACCCACAACAUCAUCGGCACCACCAGAGACAAGCACUGCAACAACCACAGGUCCGAUGAGCAGUACAAGGCGUUCGUUGAGGACCACGCCCAAUCGAAGUCGAAAGCCCAAGUCUUAGAGUGAUGUAUCUUGUAUCUAAUGUUUAUUUAUGUCUCUAUUAUUUCUCUCCACUUGUAUUUUCUUCGCUCGCUAUAUGUAUGAUAAAUGAUGUAUUUGUAAAUCUUUGUUAGUGUCUAAGUUGUCUAGUGUUUAGAGUUGUUUGACUAUUUGUAUGCGCGUGAAAAUUGUAUUUUUUGCAAUGAAUAAAGUUUAAGAUGUGAGUAGAGCAUAAAAGAUAA